ACGUUCCGGAAGCGGAAGUAGACAAGAGGUCAGGGUUGAUUUUUCAAGAUGGCGGCCUUUAAGGUCCUGUUGUCCGGCAGUGAGCGGCUUCUCCGUGGGCUCCUAGCGGGGCCGGCAGCUACUAGCUGGUCUCGGCUUCCAGCUCGCGGGUUCAGGGAAGUGGUGGAGAUCCAAGAAGGGAAGACAACUAUAAUUGAAGGCCGUAUCACAGCAACUCCCAAGGAGACUCCAAAUCCUCCUAACCCCUCUGGCCAGUGCCCCAUCUGCCGUUGGAACCUGAAGCACAAGUAUAACUAUGACGAUGUUCUGCUGCUUAGCCAGUUCAUCCGGCCUCAUGGAGGCAUGCUACCCCGAAAGGUCACAGGCCUGUGCCGGGAAGAACACCGCAAGAUCGAGGAGUGUGUGAAGAUGGCCCACCGAGCAGGUAGAAGGCCCUCAGGACCAAGAGGGGCAGAGGGCUGCAGGAGCUGUCUCUCCCCACCCAGCUGCCCCAUGUUUUGGCCCCUCCUGGAAGAAAAUUGGAUAUCCAGAGUGUUAAUUACACUCACUGCCCAAUGCCAACCUCCCCGCUCCCUUGGGCUUUCCCUCUGGCCCCCUCAGAGCUGCAGAGGGAACUGCAAAGACUGUCCCCUCUUCCCUCCACUCAGGUCUGUUACCAAAUCACAGGCCUCGGCUUCCUGAAGGAGUUGUUCCGAAGAAGAAACCCCAGCUCAACCGGUACCUGACGCGCUGGGCUCCCAAGUCCGUCAAGCCCAUCUACAAAAAAGGCCCCCGCUGGAACAGGGUGCUCAUGCCCGUGGGGUCACCUCUCCUGAGGGACAAUGUCUGCUACUCAAGAACACCUUGGAAGCUGUAUCAAUGACAGACAGCAGGGCUUCCAAAGUUCCUCUUGCACCUGUGCUGUGGAGUAGGAGGCCCACUCACAAGCCCUCGGCCCCAACUAUUCUCCUGCCCCACCCCACCACGAUGGCCUGGCCCCUCCAAUAUGGAUGGACAGGGGACAGUGGGAUAAACUUCAGUACCCUUGGCUUGCCCAGUAGCAAUGCUGAGAGCUAGAGGCAAGCAGGGCAGUUGGGUCCCUUGGCAGCCGCUGUGGGGCUUGGGCCAUGCUCAGUGCUGGGGACAGGAGUUUUGCCCAAUGGAAUGUCAUAAAGUAGGCUCAUGGGCUUACCCAC
Molecule: messenger RNA, 1175 nt
Organism: Sapajus apella (tufted capuchin)
Lineage: Eukaryota; Metazoa; Chordata; Mammalia; Primates; Cebidae
Gene: MRPS18A
Product: mitochondrial ribosomal protein S18A
Exons: 5
Coding region: 49-681 (210 amino acids)
Biological process (GO): mitochondrial translation
Cellular component (GO): ribosome; mitochondrial small ribosomal subunit
Molecular function (GO): small ribosomal subunit rRNA binding; structural constituent of ribosome
Source: RefSeq, a predicted model, not a curated record